Trachemys scripta elegans is the source of this 2987-nucleotide messenger RNA. RefSeq names its product netrin 3 (gene NTN3). The coding region runs from base 164 to 1981 and encodes 605 amino acids. Gene Ontology annotation, molecular function: protein binding. Lineage: Eukaryota; Metazoa; Chordata; Testudines; Emydidae. The record is from RefSeq and is a predicted model, not a curated record. The transcript has 8 exons.
GUCUGGAAUUACACCCCUUCGGCUGCAUCACUGCUGGGAACCGCGCAUUACCAGGAACCGUCUACCUGCCGGGCUCCCAUUUCUCUUUCACAGGCCUCCUGUACAAUAGAAAGUUUCUGCUUAAAUUUCCCACCAUUGCUUCCCCGGUUCAGCUUGGCCACUGAUGGCAAAGGGAGGAUUUGGCUUGUGUGUCUUGGAGAGAGCUUGUCCGGCGAGGAUGGAUCUCUUGUACCUCUUACGGCUGCUGCUUACCGCCUGUGUGUUCGGCCUGUCCCAGACAAUCAACCCCUUUGUGGUGCAGCAAACUGCAUCCGACCCUUGCUACGAUGAGAACAGCGCCCCCCGGCGCUGCAUCCCCGAGUUUGUCAAUGCUGCCUUUGGGAAGGAAGUGCAGGCCUCCAGCACGUGUGGGAAGCCUCCCACUCGCCACUGCGAUGCCUCAGACCCCCGCAAAGCCCACCCGGUAUCUUACCUCACGGAUCUCAACACUGCCUCCAACAUGACGUGCUGGCGCUCUGAGAGCCUGCACCUUUCCCCUCAGAAUGUCACGCUCACCCUCUCCCUGGCCAAGAAGUUUGAGGUGAUUUAUGUCAGCCUGCAGUUCUGCUCGGCCCGGCCUGAGUCAGCAGCCAUUUUAAAAUCUAUGGAUUAUGGCAAGACCUGGGUGCCUUACCAGUACUACUCCUCCCAGUGCCGGAAGAUCUACGGCAAGCCCAACAAAGCCACCGUCACCAAGCAAAAUGAGCAGGAGGCGCUGUGCACUGAUGGCCACACAGAUCUGUACCCGCUCACUGGGGGCCUCAUUGCCUUCAGCACGCUGGACGGACGGCCGUCCGCCCAAGACUUUGACAACAGCCCAGUGCUCCAGGACUGGGUGACAGCUACGGACAUCCGGGUCAUUUUCAGCCGCCCCCAUUUGUUCCGGGAGCUGGGGGGCCGGGACAAUGAAGAGGACGAUGGCGGGACCAGCUCGUUUUCAUACUAUUAUGCCGUGGGUGAGUUCCAGGUCGGGGGGCGGUGCAAGUGCAAUGGGCACGCCUCCCGCUGCGUGAAGGACAAGGAGGGCAAGCUUGUGUGUGACUGCAAGCACAACACUGAGGGCCCCGAAUGCGACCGCUGCAAACCCUUCCAUUAUGACCGCCCGUGGCAGAGGGCCAACGCCAGGGAGGCCAACGAGUGUCUAGCCUGCAACUGUAACCUGCAUGCCCGGCGCUGCCGCUUCAACAUGGAGCUGUACAAACUCUCAGGCAGGAAGAGCGGAGGUGUCUGCCUCAACUGUCGCCACAACACAGCCGGCCGGCACUGCCAUUACUGCAAAGAGGGGUUCUACCGGGACAUGAGCAAAUCCAUCAGCGACCGCAAGGCCUGCAAAGCUUGUGACUGCCACCCUGUUGGCGCAGCCGGUAAAACCUGCAACCAGACCACCGGACAGUGCCCAUGCAAAGAUGGUGUGACAGGGCUCACCUGCAAUCGCUGUGCCAAGGGCUACCAGCAGAGCCGGUCACCUGUGGCUCCUUGCAUCAAGAUUCCUGCCAUCAACCCAACCUCCGUGGUCACCAGCACAGAAGAGCCGGCAGACUGUGAUUCGUACUGCAAGCCAGCCAAAGGCAACUACAAGAUUAAUAUGAAAAAAUACUGCAAGAAGGAUUAUGUUGUCCAAGUGAAUGUCUUAGACAUGGAGACAGUGGCCAACUGGGCUAAGUUCACUGUCAACGUCCUCUCGGUCUACAAGUGCCGCGAUGAGCGUGUGAAGCGUGGUGAUAACUUCUUGUGGAUCCACAUGAAAGACCUGGCCUGCAAGUGCCCCAAGAUCCAAAUCAGCAGAAAAUACCUUGUCAUGGGGAUCAGCGAAAACCCCACUGACCGGCCAGGACUCAUGGCUGACAAGAACAGCCUGGUCAUCCAAUGGCGGGAUGCCUGGACCCGGCGCCUGCGGAAACUGCAGCGGCGGGAGAAGAAGGGGAAGUGUUUGAAACCAUGAUGGGUUUUGUGUCUGUCGCUUACUAAAGUCCCCGCCCUAUGCACAUUCUUCAGACUGUUCCCCAGAGACUCUGUAUAUAUAUAUAGCGUGAACAGACUCUCCUGUCUAUAGUGUAUAUUUGCGAUGGGUUCCUUUGUGUGCGUGAAGGCCUGGGUGUGCCUGGGGAUGUGUGUGUCCUUAAUGUUAAUUAAAAGUAACACAGUAAGGACAAGCCUUUAAAGAGGAGUGAAGUGGAGGAUGAGCCCAGUGUUGGUAGGUCUGAAGUUGCUCAGAGGAUAUAAGCAAAAGGCCUCUCCGUCAGGGCCCCUCUCCUGUGUCUCAUUGUUUCUGAUCUCUCUUCACUUUCGGGGGUGAGCUCCAUGCCCUGCCUGCUCCCAGUGUCCGAGCGCAAGUCCUCAGCUCUUCGCUCAGUCACGCUAUACCUGGGUGUGGACUAGUCUAAGCUCUUCAGUCCCCUUCCUAUCCAUAGCAGCUGAAACUAGCCUGGUGUCAGUUCAUGGAUUAUGAGGCCAAAAGAGACUACUGUGAUCAUCUCGUUUGCCCUCCUGCAUAGCACAGGCCAGAGAACUUCUGACUUAACUUCCCCCAUUCCCAUCUUCCACCCUAUUUCAGGUCACCCUGAAGGGAAAGCAAAAGCAUUGGACAUAGAGGGUCAGAUUCUUCUGUCAUAUAUACUGGUAUAGGUAAGGAGUAAGUGCAUGGCUUGCUAAUGGAUUUCCAUAUGCAUACAGUAUGAAAGGAGAUUCCAACCCUGGAGUUCCAUGAAAAACCAAAGUGUCUAAUUUGCCAGUUACAUCAUGUUUAUGCUGAUACACCAUCAUUGAUUUCACUGGUAUGACACUGAUGUGACACAGUGAGAAUCAGGCCCUUUGGGUUUAUUCAGCCACUGCUGGAAUGCACCAGCCCCCACCUGCAGACUGGUCUUAGCCAAGGUCACUGCCAAACAGGGCUGGCUCCAGGGUUUUGGCCGCCCCAAGCAGCCAAAAAAAAAAAAAAAAGCUGCGAU